AUGCUAUUCUUAUUCUCCUCGAUCCGCAUGCAAAUGAUGCAGCAAUCUGUGUUCCCUAUUGCCAGGGACAUGAAAAAAGUUUGCAAAGGACGAACCGGCAAAGCAUGUACAGCAUGUGAACAGCUGUGCAGCAAUUUACAUGAUGUCACCGACGCAUCUGGCACUGAGUCAGAAUCUUCAGACUUGUUAGAUGACGUGAUUGUCUUGGACCACAAACCGUCCAAUUGGAUUGACAGCUCUCCAGGAAAGUCUAAAAAGAGAAGGCGAGAGGAAGACUCAGACGAUGAAGUGAUCAUCUUGGAUGAUAAGCCGGCUGACUGGAUCGAUAGGCAGAAACGGAGACACCAAGACUGA
Molecule: messenger RNA, 354 nt
Organism: Suillus discolor
Lineage: Eukaryota; Fungi; Basidiomycota; Agaricomycetes; Boletales; Suillaceae
Exons: 3
Coding region: 1-354 (117 amino acids)
Source: RefSeq, a predicted model, not a curated record